Messenger RNA from Emericellopsis cladophorae, 1776 nucleotides. Its product is annotated as Mediator of RNA polymerase II transcription subunit-like protein. NCBI's taxonomy places the organism in Eukaryota, Fungi, Ascomycota, Sordariomycetes, Hypocreales, Bionectriaceae. Gene Ontology annotation, cellular component: core mediator complex; mediator complex. The record is from RefSeq and is a predicted model, not a curated record. Gene Ontology annotation, biological process: regulation of transcription by RNA polymerase II. Gene Ontology annotation, molecular function: transcription coregulator activity. The transcript has 4 exons. The coding region runs from base 1 to 1776 and encodes 591 amino acids.
AUGGCCGGCGACGCCACGCCUCUAUCUUUGCGCCCAUUUCCUGUGGCUGACAAGAAGCCCAAGACCAUCUCCGACUUCAUCGGCCGUAUCAACACGCAGUCGGGUGGAUUCCGCGAUGUCACAGAAGUAAAGCUCCGUAACGAGAUAGCACGGCAAGCCCAAGCUGGCCCUCCGAACGACGAUGCCGACAUGUCUGAUGGGGAUGAGGAGGAAGAGGAAGAGGACGCCGAUGAAGAAGAGAUUGAUCCUUUGCAAGCACGGGAGCAGGUGCUGAGAGAAAUCGACAUAGCAGCCUAUCAUGCCGACGCGACCCUCAACACCGUGUCUCUCCUCCUAUCCAAGCAGAACCCGACGACCGCUAGUCUGACGCUCAACAAGCAGCUCCGCGAGACCGUCGGCAUUGGCACACUAGGCGCAGAUCGACUCGAGCGGCCCAAGGAUGACCUUACCAAGGCUGAGGAUCAGCGUCGGAUUGCUGUUGGGUGGACUCUCAUGGACAUCGACAACACGAGGAACUCGGCAGAGGCGGCGUGCGCAUUUCUGCAGAAAGAGGUUGAUGCCGAGAACAAAUAUUGGGAAGAUGUCGCCGGCGUGCAAGGUAGCGGCUGGUCAAUAUGCAGAAUGCCUCAAGAGAGGACCACUCUUGGGGUGCGGUUUGGGUUCUCAGAGUCUGCCGCCGAAUUCAAAGCCAACGGUCUCGCGCCUCUGCGAAGAAAUAACGAUGGGUCGGUGCAGCUAGAUCUUGGACGCCUAGGUGGUGUCUCUGAACGACUUCUCGUCACAUACGAACGUGACGGCAACGUCAUGGGGCGUUCGACAAUUGGUUCGCAGCCCUCUGCAGAUGCGCCUCUAGAGGACCGUGUCCUCGAGGCACGCAACACACUACUUGCUCAGGAGCUUUGGUUCGAGCUUAGCCGGGAGGCGCGCACCUUGACGGCCUUGGGCGUUCAGCUUCAAGGGUCGACGAUUACCUUCAACAUGGGCCGCAAAUCAAGAAUCAUCCUAGAGCUUGUGUCGCUCGACUCAGCUCCGUCGCCGGACUCGUCGCUGCCGGAAAAUGAGACCGCAGAGGGCCUGUCACUGGCCCUGCAUAUACUUCUGAGCUACACGCACCGGAACAACGAACAGAUGCGUACUAGACCACUACCGCCGCAAGUGACACGCUCCAGGGGCCAACAGCCAUAUGCCCUCUUGCGACCCCUCAUCGGGCGGACGACAUACCUACACAACCUAUCCGCAUCAACCAAGCGCAUAGGUGCCCUGGCCCAGACGCUCCAAGCCGCAGGCCUCCCCUCAACCUUCACUGUCGUGACAACUACACCCGCCGUGCCAGAUACAUCACCUGCGACUCACGCGCCCAACACCUCCGCAGCGCAUACACUCGUGCGAAACGAGUUUCAGCCGCCCGAAUUGACAAUAACGCUGUCGUUUUUCGAUGACGUGACAAUCACGGUUCGCGGGCAUAUUCCGUCUCUGAUGGCCUAUCUCCGCAUCGCCUGCGUCAAGGCCCUCACGCACAACAUAUUUUCGCGCUAUGGAGAGAAGCAUUGGAUCCUGGGUGCGACGGGGGCGGCCAUUCAAAAUCAAGAGGGGACAUUCGAACUGCGAUUCGAUAUCAAGAGAGAGCAAGGCGAACCGGCGAUUUCUCUUGUCCAUGUGACUCACAGAGGACAACCAGAACUAAAAGAGUAUGUCUGGAAAGACAAUGAGCAGGAAUCGGUGGAGGGCACUCUGCCACAAAAGGUUGGCCAAAUUGUUGACGAGGGGAAAAGAUAG